AAAAGAGCGAAGUGUGGAAAACGGUCUUCCUAAAAAUCACGGAAAAUUACACAAUUACAGGAUAGAAGACCUUGUAAUUGUGUUAAUCUCGAGAUAGAGAAGGCUGGAAAUACAGUCAAGAAGAAAUUUUCAGCAGAAGAGUACGGAGUGGGCGCCAUUCCUGCAGGUUCCAUAUCUUAACGAGGAUAAUCUAGGGUCGGCUUAAAAUUCAAAUUCAAAACUGGGGUUAGGUUACAAGCCGCGAACGCUCGAGCUUCAGGUGCAAUUCAGCCCCUUGGCUUGAAGGGGACAGGAUUGGACAGAAACUGGCAAGAACGGGUCAAAAAGCAAAUUGUCGAUGGAGUCAGUAGGUCGCAAGACCCGACGGAUAGAAGGAAGGAAGGAAGGGAGGAAGGAUCGAGCGGGUGACGUACGUUGUCCGUGUGGGCGCCGCAGCACCUGAUGGAAGGAGGCGUCAUCAGGAGAUGCGGAUGUGGAUUCUGCUGCUCAUGGGCCUCGGGCAAGAGAACCUUCUCGUCUUCCUUUGGGGUCACUGACUUCUGCUGCUCUGCGACCUCAUGCUUUCAUGAGCUUUGGUUUCUUUCCUUCGGUUUGUCCGCUUGUUCGGAGUCGAUCAUCGAGUUUUGUAGAGUUUAGGAAGGAAGGAAGGAAGGACAUUCUGUAAUCCGAGUGACUAGAUUCUGCUGAUGGUAGAUUUUGCUGGCGAGAGAUGUGUAUCGGGAUAGGUGCUAGUGGUAGCUAGGAUGCGGUAGACGGUACCGGUAUGCCUCCUCCUCAUUCUUUGGAUCCCAAUUUUUGUGGCACAUUUCUAUCAGUCAAGUAUGAUUAUGUUCCCAUUCGGUGUCGAUGGAUUGAUGUCUGGAGGAAAGAGGGGUUGAUUCCGUCACCAUCCCAAAUCUAUCUUAAGAUCCAGAAGGAGCCCUUAAAAGGAAAGUAGAGAUUUUCUCGUGACGAGGAUUGAUUCAUAGAUCACGUGAUUCGAUUUUUGUAAUAGUAGAAUUGUAGGGGUUGACUAUGAUUACAACAUGUAUUACGUGUAAAUUUUGCAGAAAAGAGUAUCUACGGACCAAAAGGGUGCAUUAAAGGCAAGCACAUGAGAAGAUGAGGAACCAUCACUAGCCUAAAAGCAAAAGAGAGAAAGCCUAGAACACCAGAAGUGUGGAUCAAUGUAGAACCUGCCAAAGAGUAACUCCUACUGGAAGAUAAUUCUUUUCACUCUAUAGGAAGUUAAGUGUUGGGAGAGCAGGCGAUGUUGCAGAGGGUAUUACUUUACUUUACAAUGGAGGCCAUGAAUUGACACCUGGAUUUACUACCAAGAUCUGCUGCCCAGAGAGUAACAUACACUGGCAUGAAGUGGUUUAGAAGCUAAAACACGUCUGAAGCUCAUUUCUUAUGUAUUUCAUGAGAUUACUUAAAAUCUAAUUAAAAAGUCUCCCAUUUUCGGCAUUAUGGGAUGGUGAAUCCAUGUCGAGUCGCUUGUGUAAAACUUAUCGGCGCAAAAGUGUUGAAUGCGGAUAAAUUCCAUCUAAGAGCCGUGCAAAGAUUCCCCGCCAAACGCAAAACGACCAUCAUGUGAAUGCACCGGAGCCAUCAAGAAGGUCCCGAACUGAAGGGGUGGGGAACAAGGGCCCGAUGUGGUCUCCGAUGGGAACCAUCUUAGUGGGGGUUGUGACGCGUCACAUCUCUGCCGAUGCUAAUGCGGGAGAGCCAGGAGGAGGAAGAGGAGGUCAUGAGACUGGUGGACUCAUCGACAUGGUGAUGUUGUAGAUGUUUCACUGGUGCCCUUACUGUUUUCCAGAAGGGAAGGGAAGGAAAAGGAAGGGAAGCGAGGCGAGGCGAGGCGAGAGAAGGAAGCGAUUGAGGGGUGGAGGCUAGGACGAGGGCCGGGAGUGCUGAUGAGAGAUUCAGUGGAGAGAACAGGUUAAUGUCUGGGAGACGGAGAUGGAGAUUGAGGUAGAGAAAGAGGCUGGGUGUGUACGUGCGGAGGCUGUUGCGCCUGCUGUUGUGAAGAUGGGAAUGGGGUUGGAAGAGAACGGGAAUGAGGUAGCAGGGGUUGCGAAAAUUCCAGCGCCUUCAUCGCCACCUCUCUCACCGAGAAGGGAAACAGGUCUAGGAGAAGGAGCGGAGAUGGACGUGGAGAUGGACAAGAAUGGUGUGGAAAAUGGUGACUUCACAAGUGAUGACGAGGGGGGCGAUGGGCUUUCAGGUGUUGAGGAAUGUGAUGCAGAAGGAGUUUCGGGUACUGACAGCGGGGAUGAUGAGAGUUUGGACGAGGGGGAAGUGUCAUCUCUGUCGGAAAAUGGAUUGGACGGGGACCCUAGUGGAGAUCCUGAGCUUAAGAAGAAAAAGAAGAAGAAGAAAAAGAAGAAGAAGAAAAAGAAGACCUCGAAAGAUGGAGAUCCCAACCAGUUUGCGGCUCUGGAGUCCCAAAUGUUGCAACCCGAGGUUGCAGACAAGAGAUAUUCUACCUGUCUUGAGUCGAUGCGAAAUGACAAUUCACUGCUUUGGAUGCAACUGAACAAAUGUCGAAUCACCGACAAAAGAGCUCGAAAGCUCUUCUCUGCCCUCAAGGAGAACAACACCCUCACUAGCUUGGAUCUUUCUGAGAAUCUCAUGACGGACGACAGCAUUCAGUUUUUGUUGGGGGUCUUGGCAGCUGGGUCUGCACCUAACCUCAUCUACGUCGACGUCCGCGGAAAUCCGAUCUCCGAUAAAAGUCAGGAGAUUCUUGGUCGGUUGCAUAAUCUCCGAAAACACUUGAAGGUGGACUUUGAUAUGGAGUCAAGUGAAGGAGAGAAAGACGGAUCUGCAGCUGAUGAUGAGUGGUCAGAAGGUUUUCCCAGAAAGAAUUGGAUGGCUGGUUGCACUGAAAGUGGAUCAAACUGGUCUCAAGAGGAUGUCGCAGCGACUAAUCACCUCAGAAUGUCAAAUCCUCGAGCCCUGCAAGAAAAGAUAGAAGGUGCUCUACUAGCUAUCAAGCGGAGUUCUAUAAAGUUGAAUGUUCCAGAACUAACCAUCAGUUUGAGAGAAAUCAUCAUCAACUUCUCGCAACAGCUGUAUCAUUAUCGUGGAAAGAGCAAUGAUUGGACGACGCUUGACAACUUGCCAGAGGGUUUACCUUUUUUGUUGGAAAAUUUCGGAGUGUUUUUGACCGUUCUGGACAUGAGCCCAAAUCCAAUCAUGUGCCAGAGGAAGGUUGAGGAGCAAUCCGCCGGUUUACACCGUAUUGCCCUCGUUGAGUUGCUCAAUCUUCUGCUGGUUCCAACGUCGCCUUGUAUUGAACAUGAGUUGUUAGAGAAGGGAACUCCAGCCAGAAUUGUCAGCCUUUUUUUCCAGUUUCCAUGGAACAGUGUGAUACAAGGGGCAGCUUUCAGAUCCUUGCAGGGUAUGUUAAGUAAACCGAGGCUCAUCUGUCCACUCCUGGAGGGAAGCAAUAAUCUUGCGGCACGGUUAGCAAAGACGGGAACAGAUUGUGCUUCUUACCAGAUGGGGAAAAGACCUGGGUAUGCUGGCUACAUCGUGAAACUGUCCGUAGAAGUCCAAUCUCUUGUUGAUAAGGACGUAGAUGCUAAGUUUCUCCUCAACAUGAACGAUGAAUGGAAGAAGUACGUGGGACCAGGUGGAGCCUUCAGGAAAAUGAUGGCCGAGCAAACUGGCCAUUUGGGAGGUCCUAAACCUGCGAAUUCAAAAUCUGUGUCAUCCUUCUUUCAAAAUGACGGUAGUCGGACAUCGUCAACUUUGGAGCAGCUCAGAGGACUUUUUCUCCCAUUACCCGCAUUGCUUUCAGAACCUCUACCCGAAGUGAUCUUACAUAUUCAUGUGUGGGAGAAUCCACGUCUCCUACUUCCAUAUGAUAAACUGAUACUGUCCACAAGUGGCAGGCCGGUGAAUUACCGCCAAUAUGAUUCUCAAGGUGGCUCUAAAUAGGCGUCAUAUUGCCUUCGUUGGCCACAUUCUUGAAAAAGAAAGGUUCUGAAUCUAAUUAUCUGGUGGACUCUUAGCGAUUUGUUGAAGAUGUACGUUUUAGAUUCCAGAAGUACAUGCCAUAUACCAGACUUGGGGUCGCUUGUUUCCGAUCAAAAUUGUAGUCUAAUUUGAGUACACACUGGGAUUGCACCCCGGUUCUGUAAGAGACGAAGGAAUCA
Molecule: messenger RNA, 4145 nt
Organism: Marchantia polymorpha subsp. ruderalis
Lineage: Eukaryota; Viridiplantae; Streptophyta; Marchantiopsida; Marchantiales; Marchantiaceae
Source: the annotation of a GenBank genome assembly